Molecule: messenger RNA, 3173 nt
Organism: Melitaea cinxia (Glanville fritillary)
Lineage: Eukaryota; Metazoa; Arthropoda; Insecta; Lepidoptera; Nymphalidae
Gene: ftz-f1
Product: nuclear hormone receptor FTZ-F1
Exons: 7
Coding region: 1-1686 (561 amino acids)
Biological process (GO): regulation of transcription by RNA polymerase II; hormone-mediated signaling pathway; tissue development
Cellular component (GO): RNA polymerase II transcription regulator complex
Molecular function (GO): nuclear receptor activity; zinc ion binding; RNA polymerase II cis-regulatory region sequence-specific DNA binding
Source: RefSeq, a predicted model, not a curated record
AUGACGAUGGAUCAGCAGACAGGCCUCAUGUCUCUUAACAUGUCCCCGUUCGACCUAAGUCCGGGACCUGAGGGGUCGGGCUCCGGCAGCGGACCCUCGGGAGCCUCACAACAAUACGUGCCUCAGGGUGCAGCUUACCAAUGCACGUCAGACCAACAGCCAUUUGGCUACGCAAAUCUGGAUGCUUCUUAUUUAUUUCCAACAGGUACAGGGAGCGAACCUGGAACAUACCUGCCGACAGCCGGCAACGUUUGCGACCAAACUGACACGAAGGACGUAAUAGAGGAACUGUGUCCUGUCUGUGGGGACAAAGUGAGCGGUUAUCAUUAUGGUCUGCUCACCUGCGAAUCCUGUAAGGGUUUCUUCAAAAGAACAGUACAGAAUAAGAAGGUGUACACUUGUGUGGCAGAAAGGGCAUGUCACAUUGACAAAACACAGAGGAAACGUUGCCCUUUUUGCCGCUUCCAAAAGUGUCUCGAUGUCGGCAUGAAACUUGAAGCCGUACGAGCUGAUCGCAUGCGAGGUGGUCGCAAUAAGUUUGGCCCUAUGUACAAACGCGACCGCGCUCGCAAAUUGCAAAUGAUGAGGCAGAGACAAAUAGCAGUACAGACCUUACGUGGUUCUCUCGGAGAAGGCGGACUCGUACUCGGAUUCAGUUCGCCUUAUGCUACCGUGCCUGUAAAGCAAGAAAUCCAAAUACCGCAAGUUUCGUCGUUGACUUCGUCGCCGGAGUCCUCGCCAGGGCCCGCGCUGCUGGCAGCGCAAACCCAGGCACCACAACCCCCGCCUCCCACGGCUCAUGACAAGUGGGAAACCCAUUCGCCGCAUUCGGCGUCACCGGACGCGUUUGCUUUUGAAACGCCUGCAACGAACACACCUUCCAGCACCGCUGAAGCUACAAGCACAGAAACCCUUCGAGUCUCACCCAUGAUUCGGGAAUUUGUUCAAACUAUUGACGAUCGAGAGUGGCAAAACUCCCUAUUCGGACUCUUGCAGAGCCAAACUUACAACCAAUGUGAAGUCGAUCUCUUCGAGUUAAUGUGCAAAGUGCUGGACCAAAACUUGUUCUCUCAAGUAGAUUGGGCGCGAAACACCGUGUUCUUUAAGUAUCUAAAGGUGGAUGACCAGAUGAAACUGCUUCAGCACUCGUGGUCGGACAUGCUGGUCCUCGAUCAUCUCCACCAGAGGAUGCACAACGGGCUCCCCGAUGAGACGACCCUACACAACGGACAGAAGUUCGACCUCCUCUGCCUCGGCCUCCUUGGAGUCCCCUCUCUGGCGGAGCACUUCAACGAGCUACAGAACAAACUAGCUGAGCUGAAGUUUGACGUUCCAGACUACAUCUGCGUCAAAUUCUUGCUUUUACUAAAUCCCGAAGUGAGAGGCAUCGUUAAUGUAAAGUGCGUACGAGACGGAUACCAGACAGUGCAAGCUGCUCUUCUCGACUAUACGCUAACAUGCUACCCAACGAUACAGGAUAAGUUCGGCAAGUUGGUGAUGGUGGUCCCCGAGAUCCACGCGUUGGCUGCCCGUGGUGAGGAACAUCUCUACCAGCGACACUGCGCCGGCCAGGCUCCCACCCAAACACUUCUCAUGGAAAUGCUACACGCCAAGCGCAAGCCGAAUGGAGCCGAAAUGGUUAACCGGAGUGCGGAUCACACCUCGACUCUAGACAGAUUAUCCUGAAUUGCCAGUGGAGAAUAAUUGGAGGAACGCAAAAGCGCUAAGCGCAAUAUCCCCUACACUACAUGGUUUAUUAUAAAAAUAUUACUUAUUAUUUUAGUUUUAGAUUGUAACUUGGUGUGUGAUUAAAAGUAAUAAGUUAUUUAGCGCCGAGCGCCUGCCGUCGGCACUGCGCGCCUAGUCCCGAUACAGAUAAGACCUUUGUUUAUCUACAUUUACAUAAUCUCUGUAACAUAAACAUACAAAAGCAUAUUUAACAAAUCUCGUAGCUACCACUAAUUUAUUGAGCAGUGUUUAACGGUAUGUCGACGUUUCGUGUAUGUACCUUACUUUGUUAGAUAAACUGGCUUGUCUUAAUUCUUGAUGCGUGGAGCGAUGGAAAAGAUUAUACAUAUUUUAGGAAAGCGUCUGUGAUUAUAAACGAAAAAAUUUGAUUAACCGUUUAAUGUUAGUUGAAAUGAUCAUAAUUAUGUAUAAAUAAUAGUUUUAUUGCUGAAGUUGGAACGCGGUGAGUAUCGCGGUCCCGAGGCGUGCGGUUGUCGCCGCUGUUUCACUUUACUUAUAAAAACAAUUUAAUUUGUAAGCAGUUGAUGAUGGAAUGUAUGAGAUAUGUUUAUUGUUUUGUAUACCAGCCGGCAUGUGUAAUUUGUUGACUUGUGUGCAUUGAUGUAGCCUAUUGUUGUCUAGGAGUUCCGGUACGCUGAAAAUAUAUUUUUUUUAUAUACAUAAUACACUUUAUUUUAUUACAAAUUAUAUGAUAUAUUUAAAAUAAAUAUUUAUAUACAAUCUGAAAAAUGAAAUCGGUUUCUUUAAUGUUGAUGUACCAGAAUUUCUAGAAUUUUGAUAAUAAUUAGUAUUCGGCUCAAUCAAUGAACACGUCUAAUGUUUCGAAUCGGUAAAAGUUGGAAUGAAAUUAUUUAAGAUUAUAUUGAAGUUGAUAUUGUAACAUUAAAAUUUCUCUAUAUUAUAUCACUAUGAAGUAAGACAAAUCAUGAAAAAUUCAAGUUAAAAUUUACAGUUGUUUCAUUCAAAUGUUUAUCUAAAUGUUAUGAAGAAUUAUUAUCUGUAUUGAUUUUAUCGGCCGUACCAGUACAAAUAAAUAUAAAUAAAAUCUCUGUAAAUAUAAUAAAUAGAAAGUAACAGUGAUUAAUGCUACUUAUAUUGUAAUUAUGUAAAAUAUUUCUCAAUACGUUCAAGAAGCCUUAAAAAUCAUAGAUUUUUAAAAAAAAAUAUGGGUACUAGCGUCAUUCGGUCUUUGGCCGGAUUGGACGGUGUAUUUUUAUAAAUCAUAUUACUCUUUAUUAACAUAUAUAAUAUGUUAACUGAAAGUACAUUAUUUCGUAUUUUUCUAAAAUAAAUAUAGUAGUGUACGUAUUUAAUUAUAUUGAUCAACUUUUAAUGUGAACAGUUAUACAUACUGUAUUAAAAUAAUAUAUUAAUAUAGUGUUAUCAUUGUGUGAUACCUGCGUAUAUAUGCGUUACAAAUUUGA